Molecule: messenger RNA, 2017 nt
Organism: Xiphias gladius (swordfish)
Lineage: Eukaryota; Metazoa; Chordata; Actinopteri; Istiophoriformes; Xiphiidae
Gene: tomm40
Product: translocase of outer mitochondrial membrane 40 homolog (yeast)
Exons: 9
Coding region: 579-1607 (342 amino acids)
Biological process (GO): protein import into mitochondrial matrix
Cellular component (GO): mitochondrial outer membrane; mitochondrial outer membrane translocase complex
Molecular function (GO): transmembrane protein transporter activity
Source: RefSeq, a predicted model, not a curated record
AGCUUAACAAUAAAAUUUCACGAGUACUCUAAUAAGAAGAGAAUAGUUCAUAGUGUCAAUUCUCCGCCCAACGUACUCCUAACUACCGUGGUUUCCGUAUGUAGACGAACAGCUCUCGUGGUCGACUCCACAUGGCUACCUAGCCAGCUAGCUAGCCAACCCACAAACCAUGCUAGCUAGCAUUAGCAUUCACAGGUUAAAUACUGCUACCGGAUAGCUUUGCCGGCUCCUGGCUUAUCUCCAAUUGUAGUCUCUGUAGCAAACCACAAGUUGCAGUCGGAUAUUUAUUUUCUUACCAGGUUGUGUUGUGGUCUAACAUUAUUAUAUAUGUCGACAGUCUGACUAAAUUGGGCCUUAGCUAGCACCAAUCUGCUGUACUGUUACUGCCAGGACAGAUGGACAGAUAACUCACUUUAGCUAGCCAAGUAAAUGUUAGCUGUAACGUUUGUGGAGCUAACUGUACCCAGGAGCAUUGGAUAAACUGUGUGAAGAGUGGGGAAUCUCAUGUAAAGUCAUGUUUGUUAAAUGACACCUUUUUAAUUUUGACUCGCCUUUUCAGUCUGUUAUAGCAUCAGAGUAUGGGCAGUGUGUUGGCUGCCGCUUCCCCCAGUCCAGCUCCAGCUGCAGCUGGAGGUGCUCAAGGGGUCCCAGGUUUGGUGUCUGUCCCUCCAGGGUUCAGUAUGCCCUCAGUGUCUUCCAUCCCUCCAACAUCUGGAUCUGGCCAGCAGACAUCAGAAGCAGAUUCCCCACUCCCAAACCCGGGCACAUAUGAGGAGUGCCACCGCAAAUGUAAAGAGGUGUUUCCUCUGCAGAUGGAAGGGGUGCGGUUAGUGGUCAACAAGGGCCUGAGUAACCACUUCCAGGUCAGCCAUACUAUUACCCUCAGUACCCAGGGUGAUUCUGGUUAUCGAUUUGGUGCUACCUACGUAGGAAGUAAACAGACUGGACCAACAGAGUCAUUCCCAGUCAUAGUCGGAGAUAUGGACAAUACUGGCAGUUUGAAUGCCCAGGUCAUCCACCAGCUCACAACUGCUUUGCGCUCCAAAAUAGCCAUCCAGACUCAGCAGCAAAAGUUUGUGAAUUGGCAGUGUGACAUGGAGUAUCGUGGUCAAGACUUCACCUCUGCUGUGACGCUCGGAAAUCCAGAUGUACUUGUCGGAUCUGGCAUUUUGGUUGCCCACUAUCUCCAGUCUAUCACACCAGCGCUGGCUCUGGGUGGUGAGCUGGUGUACCACAGGAGACCAGGGGAGGAAGGAACUGUCACCUCCCUAGCGGGCAGAUACACAGGUAACAACUAUGUUGCUACAUUGACUUUGGGAGGCACAGGAGGUCAUGCCACAUACUAUCACAAAGCCAAUGAUCAGUUGCAGAUAGGAGUUGAAUUUGAAGCCAGCACAAGGAUGCAAGACACCACAACAUCCUUCGGUUACCAGCUGGACCUUCCCAAAGCAAACCUGCUCUUUAAAGGUACAAUUGAUAGUAACUGGGUGGUAGGGGCAACUCUUGAGAAGAAACUGGUGCCGCUGCCUCUCACACUGGCCUUAGGGGCUUUCCUCAACCAUCGCAAGAACAAGUUCCAGUGUGGCUUUGGUGUCACCAUUGGCUAGAGGUCUGGGGUCUGCCUGGAGCCGUCUUGCAGGCCAGAGCUUGGACCGCACAGAGACACACAGGAACCUGGACUAAGUUUUUGAAAUGGGAUUCAGAGACUCUUACAACUGUGAUUUCUGGGGCAGACAGAGAGACAAAGACAACUACCACGAAGCCAGGACUGGCCAAGCCAUGCCUACAUACUGUAGCACAAAUGUCUUUUCUUUAUGGUGUAUUGGAUAUACCCAGAGGCUAGGGAUGUACAUCAGAGGGCAUCCGGUGAUGCAUGAGAACAUGUGAUGUGAAAAUCAAAGUAAGUGGUUAGACAUAUAAUAUAUGGUGAUCAUGUACGAUGGAUUGAAAUAAAUGUGAUUACUUUUUGUAAAACUAGAUGUUGUGAUUACUUAUAGAAGAACUAGGUAUAAAGUGC